AUGCCCGGCUUUCAAACAGUAAUAUCAUUAUAUUUGCAUCUGCCAAUUGUUUGCAGGAUUGGAGUUCUGUGUGCGUAUGCAGCCAACCAGAACCUGAGCUCUCAGGUGAAGAACAUACGCCGGCUGGUUAACAGCAACAUGAGGGACCUGCACACCUUUGCUAAUGACACACCGAUGCAAAUUGAUUACCUGAUAUCCCAAUACGCCACCGUCAAGAACAAAGUCAACUAUGACCUAGAUAACAUAGGUCCAUUACUCGGGGGAAGGAUCCAUGUACGGUUGGAAAAAGAGGUCCAUCCUGCUUUAAACCAAGUGCUUAAUAUGGCUGGAGUGAAAAUCCAGAGAGCCAUCAAAGCCAUGAGGGAAACCAAGGAGGCCCUGGAGAACGUCAGCGUGUCUCUAGUGGUCUUACAGGAAGGAACCGGAAAACUUCAUUUCAACCUGAGCCAAGUCCGUGACAGCAUCAACCGCACCCUCGAUGACCCCGGCUGCCAUGACGAGGAAUCGGACGCCACCACGGCCCAGCUCUGCCACAGCAUCCGCCAGUCCCUGUCCCAGCUGCAGAUGAGUGCAAACUUCACCCGGCUUCCUAAUGUGAACCCUCAGCUGGAAAAGAUGAAAAAUGUAGUGAAAACAGAUCUCAGCUCUGUCGUCCACAGGGGUUUUUCCUCUUUGAAUGACACACCGCACAUUGUGAUUGAACAGACAAGAACCGUUGUCAACAGUGUCCAGAAUUUAGUGGACAGUGUCGGCAACAACAUCAGCAGCUUCUCCAGAGCUUUCCCAUUGCAGACCUGCCUGUCUAACUUCACCAUCUUCAUCAGCCAUGCGCACGCCAAAAUCGAAGACUACUAUCCUGAAAUUGACAAAAUGGACUUCUACAGAUGGAUCGGCUGCAUCGCUCUGUGCUGCAUGGUGGUUCUGGUCUUGGCCUUUAACUAUUUGGGCCUUCUGUGCGGCACCCUGGGAUACGACAAGCAUGCCUCACCGACGACACGAGGAUGUAUCUCCAAUACAGGAGGAACACUGCUGAUGGCCGGUGUUGGGUUUAGCUUCAUUUUCUCCUGGAUGCUUAUGGGAGUGUUGACCACCAUCUUUCUGGCAGGAGGAAACAUGGAGAAACUUCUCUGUGAGCCAUUUCACACCAAAGAACUCUUCAAGGUCGUUGACACCCCAUACUUGAUCAACCCAGAGUGGAAGAAUUUCAUUCCAGGCUACAUGUACAAUGACUCUGAAUUGGAGCUGACAUCGGAAAGCUUAUACAGUACUUGCAAACAGAACAAAGGCAUCUACUCUGCCCUGCGUCUGGAUAAAGUCUUCAACAUCUCCUCAUUCCUGAACACCACAGUGUUCACUAAGGAUGUGGUGCAUCAGCUGGAGAACUUUCGGAUUGACCUGAGAGCGAUAAUCCUGUUAGAGGCAGAGGGGAAGCAGAACCUCCUAGAUUUCUCUGAAGCUGGCCUUUCAGAGAUCAACUACGCCGACUACCUUGACGAGGUGAAUAAAGGAGUCACUGUGGUGGAUGUUCUCUCAUUCGCCAAAGAGCUGGAGUCCCAGACAGACCUGAUGCCCAGGGGACCUCUGCAGACAGCUCUGAAAGGCCAUGUGGCCACUCUGCAGCGGAUCCACAGACAACAGAUCGCUCCAAUGGAGCAGGCCAUGAAAUAUGUUAGAGCAAGGAGUGCAUUGAACCAGAGUAUGAGGUUUCUGGAGAGGACAGCUUCUGACCUCCCGAACAAAGUCACAGAUGUUCUUGAGGCCAUUGAAGCUGCUCAGCAUCUCAUAUCCCAUAAUGCAACACUUUUAAUCAACCAGGAAACAAGAAAAUACUCAGCAACCAUUAUUGGCUAUUUCAAUCAGUACAUAGAAUGGGUCAAAACAUCAUUGGCUUUGGAGGUUGCACCAUGCAAGCCCUUCAGCAACAUCUUGGAUACGGCGCAGAUCAUGACCUGCAGUUUUCUGGUGGAUUCUAUGAACACUUUCUGGAUGGGUCUGGGCUGCAGCACAUUAUUCCUGCUCCCAAGCGUAAUACUAGCUGUGAAACUAGCCAAGUACUACCGCAGGAUGGACACAGAGGAUGUUUAUGAUGACGUUGAGACAAUUCCCAUGAAAAAUAUGGAAAUUGGUAAUAAUGGUUAUCAUAGUGAGAGUUCACAAGGUAUUCCUAAUCCUAUGAUGACAAGUGCCCUUGACAACUGGAACUAAACGUCAUGCUCACUUGAGGAAUCUCAACAUACGCUGGUUUCUUCACUUCAAAAGAAGAAUACGGGACAUCCGGCUUGUUCAAUGAUGCAGACCAAAUUCUCCAGUUUGGUUUCUGCCGGCAGGACGCCAACCUUAUCAGCCCUCAGCAUCAAUCUGAGCCAGGUUUCAUCUACAUUUUCCAGGACUGCUGUGUCUGUGUUUACAUUAGUUUGGACACAAAACCAAGCUGAAAAAGCCCUUGAGAGGACAUAACAUUGACUGUUGUGUUUGCUCGUUUUUAUGAACUUUGUGCUCAAGAAAAGAGAAGCUGGAGAAAGUUAUAUUUUCUUCCUGCAGUUAAAAAGGGUGUUGCACUUUCAAAGUGAGUGUCAAAAGGCAGGUUUCAUAAAGAUCUGAUUGUUUUGUUGAAAAAAAGCAUCCUUUUUAACUGAGGCUCAAGUGAGCUCAUGGAUGUGGGAUAUUUUACCUGUUGAGAAAAUUUUUGUGUGAACAGUGGCAUAACGACUUGUGGAGAGCAUUUGUAAGAAAAUGAAGCAUGACUUUUUUUAAAGCUGUUUACAAUAUUUCCAGACAUGUUGGUUUUGUUGAUUUUAGGUGGCUAUGGCUCAAUUUCCCUCUUUGACAAUUCAUAACCUCAUUCAAAUUUUCCCAUUUUAUCCCCAAAUUCUUCAGUUUCUUACCUGUAAAACACACUACUUGUAUCCUUUUGUUCAAAUCUCAGGAAUAGUUCAAUAACAAAGAUAAAAUUUUAUUUCUUAAAAAAAUUGUAUUGCACCCUUUUUUCAUUGGUUUUGACUCUGAUAUCUGUUUGGACCUGUCCCAUUGGAGUCACAUGACAAAAACCAUUUCUUACAGUAGAAGCAAAAUACCAAAAAUGACUUUAGCUCAUCGGUCAAAUUAGAUAUGAAAUGUCCCCUUACUGAAGUUUGGUAUGCAACUUCCAAUGACAGAUGUUGCAUACCAACAGUUGUUGUUGUUGGUAUACAACAACUAUUCAGCGUGAAAAAGUCAAUACUGGAAAAGUAUGAAAUGGCAAAGGGGCAACGUGACCCAUCGAUAUGUGAGAAACACUGAAGAGGUCUGUCUGCCUUUGAGAUAUUUUACCAUGACGACAUUACAGUUAAAAAAGGCCAUAUUACUAUGUUAAAUAUAAACAAUCUAGGGGCUGACAUCAUUAAAAUGCCCUUCCUGUACCAUUUAAACUUGUGUCAGGUGUUAACAUUUAGCAUUUAUUUGUAAUUCAGAUUGGUGCGUUGUUCUAAAUCGAUUCUUCACUUGGAGUUUUAAAGACCAAAUCUCAGAAUUAUUUUGAAUAGUGGGUUUAGAAAAAAACACUAAUUCUUGAAGCAAGGGGCAGAUAUGACCUGUUAUCUUCCUUUGUUAUGGUAAGAAAGGCCCAUCACAACCACACUGUAACUCCAAAUGACAAAUUCUUACCAAAUGCAUAGCAGAUGUGUUUUGGUUGAACUUUAAAUAAUACAGUACAGUUGGAGAAAAAUAGUAAAAACAACAUCUACUUCUAUUUCCUCUAUGUACCACAUGCGUUUAUUUUCAGGUCUUUCCUGCUUUAUGGUCCUCAUAAUUUUAAAGUGGAAAGUUAACUCUCAAGCCAAAUUCCAUAUUUUUAAGUAGUUUUUCUGUGGCACUCUUUUUGCCUGCUUUUUUAGUUAAACAGUACUUCUGAAUACAUGGAACUUUUUAAUGUGUUCAUUCAUUAAUCAUUAUUAUAUGUAGAGGUUGAGUGAGAAAUAUGCUGAUAUUGUUACAUCAGGGAGGCCAAUCAACAUAUCCUAUUUCUCAUAUUUCUAUACAGAUGCUUUCUCCAGUGAGAGCUUAGACAAUCCAUUUAUGGGACAAAUGAGCACCAUCAAUCAGAUUGUUGAAAAGAAGUAUUUUUCAUGGUUUACACACAUCUGGUUUAUGUGGACUAUGAAAAAAGCAAUACCUGCCUUAACAACCAAAAUUUGGACUUUGUUUGUCACUGUAAAUGCACAAUAACUAUCAAAAUUUACCAGGUAGUAGAUUAUAUAAUAUGCAUAUAUGAAGACUAACAAAAGUCAGUUUUUAUGUGAAUCAAAAAAAAAAAAAUCAGAUUUUUUUAACUGUAAUGGUAAAAACUGGUCUAAAUUUAAUACUUUAUCCAUAAUUUUUAUAUUACAUUUGUUUUAUACGCCAACACAUCCGUUUUAGAUCCAAGUUUGCUAUUGUUUUUAAAAGACAAAGCCCAUGAGCUUGAAUAAAAACAAACAAAAACAAUGUGUCAGUUAAGAAGUCACUAAAGAGAGUGCUAACAUUUAACAACUUCUAAUUAGGUUACCAUAACAAGGAUUAAAAAUUAACCCAUUUUUGUAGAUUUUGUGCACAUCUGACUUUUAUAAAGCCAAUAACUGUAAUUUGCAGUAGAAGUACUGAAAAUAUGUACCAACAGUUUACAAGUUAUGCUCUGCUACACUGACUUUAGACACUAUUUUCAUUAAUUUUAUUUCUCCAAAGGAAACACUGACUGCCAUGUUAAGAUGUCCCAGCUGUGCUUUUCCAUAAUGUGAACUUAUUGGCUCUGUCUCUUCCCAGCGCUCUCUUUUUUUGCUUGCUUCAGUUACAAACUUAGUUUUCCUCAAGGUGGACAUUUUUAGAUGAUCAGUGUGCUCAUGCUGACUAUCACAGUUUUACUCCUUGCUGGAGUCUGGUAAUGCAUUUAUGGGGACAAAUUCACAACUUAAGUGCUUAAACUAGUUAUAUAUGGUAGCUUUGGGUUGAUCAGAUGAAUGGGUUGCUGGUUUGAAAUGUGAUGCUGAACAGCUGGGCGAUGAUGGAUCCAGGAAGAUGUUUGUUUUUUAUGUGGAUAUGACAAAAGUGUAUAAAUUGUGAAUAAACUCUCCAUUUCAAGUUA
This is a messenger RNA of Poecilia latipinna (sailfin molly), 5095 nucleotides long. Its product is annotated as prominin-1-A-like. Gene Ontology annotation, molecular function: cholesterol binding. Gene Ontology annotation, cellular component: cilium; prominosome; apical plasma membrane. Bases 1 to 2205 code for a protein of 734 amino acids. The record is from RefSeq and is a predicted model, not a curated record. The transcript is spliced from 25 exons. NCBI's taxonomy places the organism in Eukaryota, Metazoa, Chordata, Actinopteri, Cyprinodontiformes, Poeciliidae.